This is a messenger RNA of Anas platyrhynchos (mallard), 1403 nucleotides long. RefSeq names its product VPS37D subunit of ESCRT-I (gene VPS37D). The record is from RefSeq and is a predicted model, not a curated record. Gene Ontology annotation, biological process: protein targeting to membrane; ubiquitin-dependent protein catabolic process via the multivesicular body sorting pathway; protein targeting to vacuole. Gene Ontology annotation, cellular component: ESCRT I complex. NCBI's taxonomy places the organism in Eukaryota, Metazoa, Chordata, Aves, Anseriformes, Anatidae.
GCAGUGCAGUGCAGCGCAGGAAGCACACAGCGGGCGCAGCAUGCCCGCAGCCCAUCACAGUGCGCGGCGGAAGCGCCUUGAUCCCGGCGGCCCCGUUAAGGCGGACGGGGCGGGGCGGAGCUCCGGCCGCGCGGCUCCCGGUGCCGCGGUCGGCAGCGGACGGCGGGGUGUCCGGCCAAUGGCCCGGCCCCUGGCGCCCCCCGAGGCCCCGCGCUGCUUCGCGGCGCUGAGCACGGUGCAGCUGCGGGCGUUGCUGCAGGACGAGCCCCGGCUGCAGCGCGCCGCCCGCCUCAGCAGGAAGUUUCAGAGUCUGCAGCUGGAGCGGGAGAUGUGUUUGGCAUCAAACAGUACCCUGGCCAGGGAGAACCUGUCCCUGCGCCCACGGCUGGAGGAUGGGAAGGCUUCCUUAGCCAUCAAGUACCAGGAGCUACGGGAGAUACAAGAAACAUGCUGGGACAAGCAGCAGCGCCUAGAGACGUACCUGGAGAAGUGGAGCCCACAGAGUGCCCUUGGCCAGCUCCAAGCCAAGCUGGAUGCCUCCGAGGCAGAGUCAGAGGCACAGAUGGAGCAGUUCCUGGCCCAAGACCUGCCCCUUGAUGCCUUUCUGGAAUCCUUUUGCCAGAGUCGCACACGCUCUCACAUCUGCCGGGUGCAGCUGGAGAAACUGCAGGAGCUGCUGCAGAAAGGCAGGGCAGACAGGGACCCUGCAGGCCCUGUGGGGUGCCCAGGUGUCCAAGUCAGCCCAGCGCCAGUCCGCCUUGCUCCUCUGUCGAGCAGAGCAACCCCCAAAGACCCCCAUCUCUGCUAUCACCUUGUGCCUGCCUGUCUUAUCUCCUCAGAGGCUGUUGCGCCCUUUGCCAUGCCAGCUAUACCUCUGAAAUGCCAUCUCCCAGCCCUGGGAAAGCAGCCAUCAGUCCCCUGCCCUGACACCCCUAUGGACUUGCCCUUGCGCCUUGUCCGACAUGUCCCCCUGCUCAGCCCCCGUCCUUUCUGCGUGCAGCAGCUGCCACACCACCAGAAGCAGGAGCCACCACACCGAUAACAGAACAGGGACAGGACUGUGCCCUGUGGGCUGCAUGGUCUUGGCCAGGGAGCACGCAGGGGUUUCCACAAGGCCCUGAGGGGCUGUGGUGGCUGUUGAGCACGUACAGGGGGUGGGUACUUCUGGAGAAGGAGCUGCUUGGCUGAGGAUGCGGUGGGGUAGUAAGUGUGGCCAGGCAGUAGAUGCUACACUUAGUGAGCUGUUGGGAGGGAAGAUAUUUCUGUGUCCACAGCAAGAGGAACAGUGAUGGGAGAUGGGGGUGGGGGUCAGUAGAACCCAGGUGGGUUGGAGGAGUCAGGGAAGAGGGCUCAGGAGCUCUGGGUGCCACAUGCUUUCUAAAUAAAGACUUUUUUCCAUGCUC